UUUAUCUUGUUGUAUGAACUGUAGAUUCGAUUCAAUUUAUUUAUUAUCAAUAUUAUUUUACUUGUCCAAGCAACAAUAAAACAUCAUCUUCCACAAAAUCAAGCAUAUAUCAAAUUAUUUCACAUAAGCGAAAUUUAUUCGUAUUUUUUACGACUUCUCGUCUUGACGGGAAUUGAUUCGUGGUUACACGGUGCACGUGGUAUUUCACCAAGGAUACAUUUUUUUAUCAUUUGUAUUCACCAACUUGUGAUAAGUGAUUGCAAAGUACAUGCAAAUAAUUACGCAUUUCAACAAUUCAUUUUGUUGUAACCUGGGAUCAGAGUACCGUCAAAACGAUUAUCGUUUACAUAAAUGUUUAGGCGUUUCACUGGAUUGGCGCGUGGCUACAAAAGUUUAAGUUACACCAUAGCGAAAGAUUACUACAUCCUGCGUAAAAUGAGCGGAGUAAAUCCUAAUACAGCUGGGAUUCCUCUGACACAAGUUUUAGACGCGUUGAAAACGUUUGCUGAUCUACCCCUCGCAGCAUCAUGGGAUAACGUGGGACUGCUCGUCGAACCUACGGAAGAAAAACUGAUCUCGCAUAUUCUUUUAACGAACGAUCUAACCGAAGAUGUGAUGCACGAAGCCUUAAAUUUAAAAACUGACAUGAUCGUUACGUAUCAUCCGUUGAUAUUCGCGCCAAUGACGUCUGUAACAACUCGAUCGUGGAAGGAGAGAAUCGUGGCCAAAUGUUUAGAAAACAAAAUAGCUGUGUAUUCACCGCACACCACUUUCGAUUCGGUAAAAGGUGGCGUAAACGAUUGGUUGGCAUCGGCAUUCAAACAUGUACUUAGCAGUAGCAAACCGAUAGAAGCGAAUGAAACCAAUAGCGAGUAUGGUUUCGGACGAUUCUGCACUUUGAAAAAGAAAAUCGCUAUCGAGCAAGCUGUGGAAUUGGUGAAAGAGCUCACCGGCUUGGAACACGUGAGAUUGGCGCGUGCUCGUCAAACAGAUGGUUUGAUCAGCACUGUUGCAAUUUGCGCUGGGUCUGGGGCAACCGUUUUGAAGGAUCAGUCCGCCGAUCUGUACCUCACGGGGGAGAUGUUGCACCACGAUGUCCUCGAUGCGGUACACAAGGGAGUCAACGUCAUAUUAACGAACCAUUCCGAUUCCGAGCGUGGUUUUCUAAAAUCGUUUGCUUGCACCUUGCAUGAUAUGCUAAACAAAUCUGUGAAAGUGAGCGUAUCCUUAAGGGACGCGGAUCCUCUGAAAACUGUUUAAUUACACGAGGAAAAGGUGAGACCAGUUACCAUUAACGAGGGAUGAAAUUUUUGGUUGUCGUAUGUGAUAAAAUUUUAUUAUUAAUAUUAUAAAUUAUUCUGUCCGGUUUACGGAUUGACCAUUUUUAUUUCAAUCCGGUAAAAGGUGAUGGGAGAAAUAUUGGGAAGUAAAUACAUAAAAGAAUUUCAGCUACAACAGAAACAGCAUUUUACACAGGUUUUGGUAUAACGAGAUCUUACACUAACUCGCAAUUAAUCUAUGAACAUGUGUAACCGUUAGAAUUUAUUCCUUUAUUUUGAUUAAUGAAAUCUUGGUUCGUCAUUCGCCCGUUUUCCAUUGCUCCAAUUGUUUUCCCAUUCACUCGUUAUUCACUCAUGGCGGUUACAAGGAAAACCAGACUUCGACGACGCUUCGUUGAAAACUUAUCUAAAUAAAAUAACAACAGUCGUUAUUCUGGUCCGAUUGGAACGAUUUCAAUUUAGGUCCACGCGUCCAAUUUUGGUAUCUCAAUGCAUCUUUUGAGCUCGACUCGUGUUUCUGCUCGUCGACAGAUAAAAAAUUAUUCGCUCGGUAGCAGCCACGGUAAAUGUAAUCUGACUUACAAGUAUUAUACAACGUAGGUAUAGUUAGUACAACUCUAACAACUCGUUUCUCGCAUUAUUAUUACGAUGCUGUGUGUGAACACCGACAACGAAAUGCGUAAUAUACGAUGAACACUUUAUAAAUUGCGUUUUGUUCUACGUCACCGUUCACGGUGUGGAAGUAUACCCUGAGCUCGGAUGCCCAAAAUUGUGGAUCGUGUCAGCCGUUUACUCUGUGCUGGGAUAGUUCAGUAUACCUUUCGUAAAUAAUUCCAUAUGAUCCUAGCAUGAACGUAGCCCAGUAUACAUUUUUCAAUUUUCUCGAAGAGACGGUUGUUUCGUUUUAGAUUUAGAUACAUAUUGGGUUGUCCGGAAAGUCCAUGUCGAUUUUUGGUAGGUGGUACAGGCCUGAAUACAUCGAAGUGGUUGA
Molecule: messenger RNA, 2271 nt
Organism: Hylaeus volcanicus
Lineage: Eukaryota; Metazoa; Arthropoda; Insecta; Hymenoptera; Colletidae
Gene: Ciao1
Product: probable cytosolic iron-sulfur protein assembly protein Ciao1
Exons: 5
Coding region: 352-1260 (302 amino acids)
Biological process (GO): iron-sulfur cluster assembly
Cellular component (GO): cytoplasm; mitochondrion; cytosolic [4Fe-4S] assembly targeting complex
Molecular function (GO): protein binding
Source: RefSeq, a predicted model, not a curated record